Messenger RNA from Aspergillus tanneri, 837 nucleotides. RefSeq lists its product as uncharacterized. The transcript has a single exon. The record is from RefSeq and is a predicted model, not a curated record. Lineage: Eukaryota; Fungi; Ascomycota; Eurotiomycetes; Eurotiales; Aspergillaceae. Bases 1 to 837 code for a protein of 278 amino acids.
AUGUGGAAACUGUUCGCUACGGCUUAUCCAGAUGCAUUUGCGCGGGUGGCCCAGUAUCGCCUGAUGAAGAUCGGGAGUCUAAAGCUGUCCCUGAGGGACUACCUGGGUAUGGUGAGGAGUGAUUCCUUGAACUGGCGGGUGGUGUUGACUCUGGCGACUUCGUUUGCCAAGGUCCCUGAGCUGGUAGAGAUCUCCAGGGUUAGGAACCUGGUUGCGCUGGAGAUUUCCACCCCGCGGGAGGUCCAAUCCGUUGUUGACGGCGAUUCUGGGGACCUAGAGAUGUCGGUGACAGCGUUGAGUGAUCGGAUUUUCCGCACGUGGAGUGAGCUGGCGCAGGGUGCUGGCGCUUUUGCACAUCUUCGGGUGCUUAAGCUGUAUUAUCAGGAAGAUCUGUCGAAGGGUGUAUUGCAAUAUCUGAUGGAAUUUCCGUCGCUGCGAUUUCUCAUCGUCUACGAGUGUCCUGGCCUCUCUUCUAUUGGCAUGGAUGAGGACUUGGACGGGUGGGAGGUGACUGCGGAGCCAGUCGUCUCGAAGGAGUGGCCCGUUAUGUCACUCUAUUCAUCCUACCAGGCAAGUCUGGUAGCGGAUAUUGACGGCGAGCCAUCUACCAUCAACCUGAUCUGUCCGAUUUUGGACUUCCAGAUUGGUCCCAGAACGGGUCCUUUGCCAUCUAGGGAGCAUGACCGAGCCAAAACCCUCUGUCUACGACGCAGAACCGAGCCCAGACCAGCCAGCAAGAAGCUCAAAACAAUCCAGAAACCGUCUGGGCCACGGAAGCGGAUGAUGAAGGAUCGUAGGGGCAAGGAUAUUGGCGAGAGCCUGAGGGAGUUUCUCUAG